Grus americana (Whooping crane) is the source of this 3620-nucleotide messenger RNA. RefSeq names its product arg8-vasotocin receptor-like. The transcript is spliced from 2 exons. NCBI's taxonomy places the organism in Eukaryota, Metazoa, Chordata, Aves, Gruiformes, Gruidae. Gene Ontology annotation, biological process: regulation of systemic arterial blood pressure by vasopressin; G protein-coupled receptor signaling pathway; positive regulation of vasoconstriction. The record is from RefSeq and is a predicted model, not a curated record. Bases 117 to 1232 code for a protein of 371 amino acids. Gene Ontology annotation, cellular component: membrane. Gene Ontology annotation, molecular function: peptide binding; vasopressin receptor activity.
AUUUGCUUGAAGAUAUACCGAAACCUGAACCCGGGCUGGGCUGUUUGCUAGCCCGUACUUCAGAGCUGUCAACCUGAGUCGCAAGUAGCAGCUACUGUAAGUAGCUUCUGUGCACUAUGAAGAAUUUUUCAUUUCCUAUGCAGGAUAACACACAUCAGACCGAGAGUCCUUCUCCUCACAGUUUCCUCAGUUUGACAAAUCAGUCAGAUCCUGUUGGAAGACCAGAAAGAAACGAGCAAUUAGCUCAAGUAGAGAUUGCUGUACUGGGGGUCAUAUUUCUGACAGCGUCUGUGGGCAAUUUUAUUCUCAUACUGGUGCUGUGGCGAAGAAGAAAGAAGCUCUCUAGGAUGUAUGUAUUCAUGCUCCACCUCAGCAUGGCUGACUUAGUGGUAGCCUUUUUUCAAGUGCUGCCUCAACUCAUAUGGGAUAUUACAGACGUUUUCAUAGGGCCAGAUUUCUUGUGCAGAAUUAUCAAGUAUCUGCAAUUGCUGGGCAUGUUUGCCUCUACUUACAUGAUAGUGGUCAUGACGGUGGACAGAUAUCAAGCGGUUUGCUACCCUAUGGUCACUUUCCAAAAGAAGAGAGCUCUCUGGAACAUCCCCAUUUGCACCAGCUGGUCUAUAUCACUGAUUCUUAGCCUUCCACAGGUAUUUAUCUUUUCUAAGACUGAAAUAUCUCCAGGUAUCUUUGAAUGUUGGGGUGAAUUUAUUCAGCCAUGGGGCCCAAGGGCAUAUGUGACGUGGAUUUUUGUAGUUAUAUUCUUCAUUCCCUCAGCAAUCCUUAUUAUGUGCCAGGUUAAAAUUUGCAAAAUAAUCAAAAGAAAUCUAUAUGUGAAAAAACAGAAUGAAUAUGAAGUAACAAAUCAGAAGCAAGUCCUGCCAUCCCGAGCAAGCAGUGUGAACUGUAUUUCAAAGGCUAUGAUCAAGACUGUAAAAAUGACAGUGGUGACGGUUGUUGCGUAUGUUCUCUGUUGGUCACCUUUCUUCAUUGCACAGCUGUGGUCUGUGUGGUUCCCCAGUGUCGUGACCGAAGGUUCGGCAUUCACCAUUAUCAUGCUCCUUGGCAAUUUAAAUAGUUGCACCAACCCAUGGAUUUACAUGUAUUUUUGUGGCCACAUUCCAUAUUGUACAAAUAAGCAGCUGGAGAACACCUCGGCUCAAGAGGAAUCGGUGAUCACGGGGAGCAUUCAUCUCGUAGACAGAGACCCUGAGGAAAACAGUACUUCUGCAUAAAUGUGGAAUGCUCUUUGUUGCUUUGUUACAUUUGCUGUGUUCUCAAGACGUAUCAAUAUUUUACCACCAUCCUUUGUUUUGUGGAUAAGGAAGCUGGAAAUUUGUCUUUUGUUGUAUAAAUAUAUUUCUCCGUAGUUCUGUAGCUUAUACGAGAAGUUUGUGUUGUGCAAGCCUGGCUCGGUGCUUCCAUCAGCACUGUGCUAUCAGAAUGAAUUCUUGUACAGACUGACAAAGAUACGUAAAAGUAUCUUAGGUAUUUUGUGUCCUAAAGUACUUUCUCUUCUGUGAUUCUGGAUUUCUAAGUAGUAAAAUUUUAAAACUAACUGGUCCAAUGAACUGAAACAUAAUUGGAAAGGAAUCUGACAUAGUUAGACUUGAAUGUGUGUUCAAAUUGAACUGUGAAUUGUGCAUCAUUCUGGUGUGAUUGGGAGCAGUUUAAGAAAUCUUGAGAUGCCAACAGAAAGUCAGAAAAAUCCAUUGCCAGCUAUUAUUAAUACUUGUUUUAAAUUAACUCCUUAUAUACUUUUAUAAAAUGCCUAGCAGCUUAAUAUCAUUUUUCAAAAAAUAAUUCAGUGUCCUUGUGACGGCAAGGACAGCAAGGUCAGCAGUGCAGUAGCAGUCCAGGUUUGUGGUUUUACACCACGGGAUUUGAUCUUCCAAGCAUUCCCUGAUGUGCAAGCAGUUAACUGAAACUCCCCAGAUAUAUGCGCACCACGUAUACAUACUUUAAAUAAAAAUGGGUGCCAGGAUUGUACACUUCCAUUUGUUAUUUAGACCUAUUUUUUCUGGCAUGCGAUUUAUUGACAGAGUGCGCUUAGAAACCCUUCAGGUUCAAAUUCAAUUAUUUCCCCUUCGUGGUAAAAAUAAAUCUGCAUAUCUUUAUCUCAAAAUGCCAUUUGCUUGCUAGUUUGUGGGUGUUUUAUGCAGGUAGCUAUUUAUUCCCCUUCCAGUGUCUGCAAUCUAAUCAAAAUAUGGAAGGCAUAUCAGCAGGGCUCUUUCAGGUGAGAAUCGAGCUGCAUUCACAGAGAUUCUUGGUGAUACUUGAUGUCAUCUGCCUACAUUAUAGUACGUUUCAUCGGUGCUAUGUACAUUUCAUUUUUAUGAGUACUAGCAAUCUGAAAUUUCAAUGGAAAACCUAUAAUAGUGUGUGUGGGGUUUAAUAGUCUUUAAAUUGUGCUCAAAGAAAUACCGAUUUAAAGUAAAUACUGAUGGAAUUGUGAGAAAUCGUGCUGUACAAUGAAUAGUUAUGCUUCAGGUUAAUGUGUGCUUAUAUGACUGAAUAUUCUAUCAUUUUUAUUUCCUGUAUAGUUAGACCAGAUAGAGGUAUGAACAAAAUAUCACUCUUAUUUAUGAUGGGAAAAGCUAGUGUCCCAGUCCAGCUGGCAAGAAGAACAGGUCUCCAGCAAGUAGGAAGAGGGUUGAUAAAGGUAGUACCAGAACCAGACAAGAAUGGGAAGAGUCUGUAUGAAGUCUCUUAUUAUAAUUGCAAUUAAUACUUUUUUCUUGCUGUUUUUUGUUUUGUUUUGUUUUUCCUUUCUUUAAUUAAUAGUUGUUAAUUCUACCCCACCACAUGUCCCCAGUUAGAGCAAUUCUGUAACUCAAAUGGCAGUGUCCUUAUCUGGGGUAUGAAUGUCCAAGACACAAUCCAUACUAUCGGUUGGAUAUUUGUUGUAUUCAGCCACUGACUUUCUAAGACUUUAAUUCAAAUUAGCUCUCAGUUAGGUUCUCCCUUACAACUUAAUCCAAUGGUUAAUGGUGGAAAUUUUUUUGUUGUUUUUCUACUUCCUUUGAUUGCAGUUAGUUACUGCAGUUAGUGUUGAAGGGAACUGUAGAUAGAAAUGCUUCAAGGAAUCACCUGUGUCAUUGUACUACUGGGUUUGCAGCAAAAUACAUUGAAAGCCUCAAAAGGUAUACAUUCGCGAGGAAAACAGGCAUUCAAAUUGCAUGCAAAUAGUCAUCCAGAUCCAGAACUGACCUAAGUCACAGGACUGCUCGGAGACCGCAGUGGAGUCGUGCCAUUUUACGCCACCUGAUCUGGCCUCUGAUACUUAAAAAAGUAUAACUUCUACUAUUUACAUUUCUGCAUUGCUUAUAUAUUUGUUACUGGCUCUAUAAGUAAUUUGGUAGAGCUUGAUUUCUCAAAUAACAGUAGCUCAAUGUGUUCUAUAAAAGGCUGACAGCAAUAUUAACUGUCCAUCUUUCAGAUAUUUUGAUCAUGUAAUGAAUGAAAUGCCAGAACUUCUUAAGUUCAAUAAUGAAUGCUCACUGUCUGUCAUGUUCAAAGCAGUGAUAUUUUUGUCUCUCAAGUGCUUUCUUUCUGAUUUUUUCAUUUUCUUUCCCCUGACAUCAGUCCUAUUGUUAAGAAGAAAAAUAAAGUUACUGUACUAC